UGUGAAGAAAGUGCUCACGGACCACUCGGAUUUGUUGCCUUUCAACACAACAGAGCAAACUAUCAAAUCUUAAAGGCACAUGCUAUUGUAGUCAUUCUUGUUCCCGACGAUGCAAAAUUAGAGGAAUUCGAUUCCAUUUUAACUUAUACGGUGCCCUCCACUUCAUCUCGAAUGCCGAUUAAAAAG
Molecule: messenger RNA, 186 nt
Organism: Dovyalis caffra
Lineage: Eukaryota; Viridiplantae; Streptophyta; Magnoliopsida; Malpighiales; Salicaceae
Source: the annotation of a GenBank genome assembly